Molecule: messenger RNA, 619 nt
Organism: Ectocarpus sp. CCAP 1310/34
Lineage: Eukaryota; Phaeophyceae; Ectocarpales; Ectocarpaceae
Source: the annotation of a GenBank genome assembly
GUACGGCCAGGCAAACCAUACACCUCGCUCUGAGCGCGCCGGCCGGUGCAGUCGGCAAGAGUUUCGCGUGCUUGUGAGGUGUGUGCUCCCUGCUCUGUCGUAACCCAUUCCCCCACAAUCAAGUACGAAAUUGAGGACCUCACAGCAAGCUGCCGGCGAUUUUUUCAAGUCAAAAAGUCGAAAUGGUGAGAGCUCAAGCUACGUGGUACGUAUACGGCAGAGCUGUAGAGCUCCCUGUGAGAGGCUGUUGGCAGUACAGGACAGCAGGAUACCAUGGAGUAGUGGCACGCGACGUCUGUCACAGAGUCUGUGUUCGCCACCACCUCGGAUAUCUACCUCCUGAGCUGCGGGUCUACAGCGGUUAUAGCUGAUGGAACCACCCACACUAUGCGGAUGAGGGCCGUGGUGACGGCGAGAACAGCUGACAAAGUUGGUGUGUCGCUCCACAUGUGGCGGUGCGCAGGCGAACACUUUCAACGAAAACCACGUGUGUGAUUCUCCCACACCCGCCCAACUUCGGUAGUCCAUGAAGUUCCCCAUGGGCAGUCCAUGAGUUGCGCCCUUUGGGCAGCGCAUGGACUACCCGCGGAUUCACAACAAUCCCAUGUGAGAGAAUGGU